CCAGAGUGCCAGUGCGUACCGGGUGACGAAGGUGGGUGGACGUGUCGGCUCCUAGCUCCCCACAUUACCCUACUGGAUUACCUGUCUCGCGUCAACACCCCGUCAUGCCUUGACUCCUAGGGGACACCUACGUGUGCGUGUUUUAUCUUAACAAAUAACAGUAAAUAAUUUACUUGUGAAUUUAGUAACAGUAACGGAGGCGUAAUUAACUUUUUUUGUUUUUGAGAUAUAUACAAGAGUUGUCAAAUUAGUCUCUAAAUGCAGAACAGCCACGCAAUUCUCGAUUCACUUCCGAGUGUGAGGGAGAACACAUGAUAGCUAAGGUGUGAUACAAGGUGUGUACAGAUUGCGAUUGCAACUUGUCCAGUAUGCAAGAGUGGUGGGAGGAGUGUGGUGCGAACUCUGACAGCUGCUACCACGUGCUUAGGGUCCACUCUCCCCUACCCCCUACUGACUCACCCAACCCCCCUUCAGCCCACACCAACUGCAGAUGUAGAGGGGCACGGCCGACGAAUACCUAUAGAGAGCGGCGCCAAGCAAGGCCAGACGUGUGAGGCUGUAACACCCAGGAAGAGAGAGCAGUGAGGUGCCAGCGUGAUGAGCAGGAGGCACACCUGGCACCUGACCCCUGGCCACGAUGGACAACUUCCGUAGCCUGCAGUGGCUGGCACUGGCACUAUCUACCGUCAGUGUACUCUCAGGGGCGCUGGUGGCCGGGUGCAACGUGGAGACGAGGGAGGUCGGGGUGUGUCUUCACGUGUACCUUGAGAGGGACUUCCUCACUAUGGAACGGAUCGUCUACCCACGACGCAACGCUCAACGCCGGGACAUACAGUACAACAGGUACUCAGGCCCCGGGGCGCUGCGUCAGCUACCCAAUUUGACUGAGCUGAACGAUGCCACCCCAGAGGGCAGUGUAGGGGCGGCUGCUGGGGUGUUGAGGAGGGUUGGCAUCCCAGAGGGCAGUGUAGGGUCGGAUGCAGGAGUGUUGCGGAGGUAUGGCAGACGCCAAACGCUUAGUGUGGCAGAAGUGGCGAAAGACAGACACAAAGACCAGCUUCUGAAGGAGGAGGACGGCUCCUGGAGUAGAGUGGGCCGCAGCGCCCCUGACAACUACGCCGUGAUUGACGCCUACGGCCAGCAUGGGUGGGUGGAAGGCCCCGAGCUGGAGGACUAUUGCAGCCGCCUGGGCACUGUUAUCACCUGCUUUGAGGACGUCCUGGUUGACUGUGACAACGGCUAUGACUUCUUCAGGUACCGCCACCUCCUGCACUCCCUGGACCGAGUACACACCUACCUCUGCCGCACUGCCAACGAUCGCACCUCCAGGUUUCUCCCAUUCCUGAAGUUGAUAGAGUGCGCAGAGAGAGCACGGGUGGGUGAAGCCUCAUGCCACCGACCCAACGUCACCAUAAACGUGUGGAACCAGAUCCUGCGGCUGGAGGUUGGCCCAGAGCUCUGCGACUCGCUCAACACGCAGCGAUCAUGCCUGCUAGAGAACGAGUAUGUGCUGCGGGAGUGUGGCGGUGAGGCGAAAGAAGAGCUCUACAAGAAUGUUUCGGGGGUGUUCUUGGCUACCUGGUGCCGCUUACCACUACACUCUCACUUUUUCCAGUACGCAAGAGCGUCUAGUCUACCUUCCUCUGCCUUCUCCCUCGUUCUUCCACUGUUGAUGUUCCUACUAGCAACUCUCCCAUCCUGUUGGUGACCCAGGUUCAAUAUUCUCCUUGCUGGUGACCUGGCUUGAUCACUCCCUUGCUGGUGAUCAUUGUACUAUUCCAGGCAGGUGCUCAAAACAGGCAUACUUUCAGAGGAGUAAAUAAUAGCAUGUUCGUGUGUUGAGGUAUAUGUAUCUUUGAUUGAAAAACUAUGGUGCAAUUUAUACCUCGCAAUCUCAAAGUUAUUACGAAGUGAUCAGAGUCAAAGAUUAAGUGAUCAAAGUAAUCGCCAAGUCAGAUGAUAAAACUGAUCCAAGUGAAAUAUUUUGAAAAUUACAGUACAGGUAUAAUGUGCCUGUCUUGGAAAGUAAAUAUGGCAUUUAAGAGACAUGAAUGCAGGCCACUUUUAUAACGUUGAAAUGUGACCGUGGCCUAAUAAAUUGAAAAAACUUAAACUAGUACUGGAUCAUAAAAACUUGUCAGUUUGCGAUGUACCCCUUCUGUGGUACAACGCGUAAUCUGUAGAAUUGUGACACCAGUAGGAAGUUGCAAGCAUUUCUGUGUUCACCGUUCUGUCUUUAUACACAGUGCGCCUGGUAUGUGCACUGUGCACCUUCUGGGUACACAGUGAGCCUGCUGUGUGCACAGUGCACCUUCUGUAUGCACAGUGCGCCUGCUGUGUGCACAAUGCGCCUGCUGUGUGCACAGUGCGCCUUAUGUGUGCACAGUGCGCCUGCUGUGUACAGUGCGCCUGCUGUGUGUACAGUGCACCUGCUGUGUGCACAGUACGCCUGCUGUGUGCACAGUGCGCCUGCUGUGUGUACAGUGCACCUGCUGUGUGCACAGUGCGCCUGCUGUGUGUACAGUGCACCUGCUGUGUGCACAGUGCGCCUGCUGUGUGCUCAGUGCGCCUGCUUUGUGGGCUCACCUUGUAAUAUGAUAUAUUUACUUAAAUUCAAUAGUGAAGUAAUAGUCAACCCGUGAGACUUGUAUAGCUGACUAUUCUGGGUCCCUUCAUUUCUGAACUUUUGUGUAUGUUUUGCAGAUAUGAUUGAUAUCUUCCCUUUUCCUGACAUUCCAGAGAAUGCUUAGCACUUGAACUGCUGUUUGCUUGUUACUAUGUGAGGAACAUAGCUCUCAGAGAAGAGUUAUAUUCCCACUAUGACAUUCGUUCAAAUGCAAUAGUGGGCACGUUAUCAGAUAUCAUUUGACAUAUUCAAAAAUCUGGAUUAUUUUUCAAUGUUAUUGCAUGAGACCGAGACCCAUCUAAGAUAUACCUGUGGUUUUGUUUGUUUUAUGUGUGAGAUUGUAUGUUGUACCAGUGGUACUGUAUCAACGUAAACAUGUGACACUGUUUCUAUGGUAUAACUAUAGCACUGUUUGUACCUAUUGCUCAGUCUCAAAGUAUACGCGUUGCUUAGUCUCAAAGUAUACAUGUUGCUUAGUCUCAAAGUAUUCCUGUUGCUCUGUUUCAAAAUAUAUCUGUUGCUCUGUCUCGAGUAUGCCUGUUACUGUCUCAAAAUAUACCUCUUGCUAUCGCUCAUAAUAUACCUAUUGUCUUCAAAACACCUUGCUUCAUGCACCAAAGACAAUUCAAAUUUAGGCAAUUCAUCAAAGUAAUGAUGAACUGGAUUUUGUUAGAUCGAGGGAUCAAUGAAUUUAAAAAAGAAAGAUGUUCUCAUCAUUUGUUUCAAAAAUGCUUCGAUAACAACAUUUUCAAUGUUUUUUGUGACCAAUGAAAGUCUAGAUGUUUACAGGCUGUGCUCCAUACACAGUAAUUUGUGGUUGAUAAUGUGCCCAUACAGUAGCCUACUACUGUAAAAGUAGUUUUCGUUUGGAGAAGUAUAUAUGUAAUCAACUUUCCAAAUGUGUUCCCAAUUUUUUUUUUUUUUUUUGGCAAUUGGUUGUUCAUCAUAGCACUGCAUUAUAACUGUGUGAUUGGAUUUAUCUUUUGAUGAUGCUCGAUUGAUUGCCUCUUGUGAUGACAGUUUGUGAUUAAAUUUAUCUCAUGAUGAUGCUGUGAUUGAAUUUAUCUUGUAAUAAUGAUUAGCAAUUAAUCUUACCUUGGGAUGAUUUGUGAUUAAAUUCUUCUCAUGAGUAUGCUUUUGUGAUAUAUUGGCAUUUUACUAACCAUUUCUCUUUAGGCUUCUUUUUUUAUUUCGUUUUGUUUUUCUUUGCAAUUUUGUUAAUAGGCUUAAUCUUUUCUAAUGCUUCUUGAUUUGUGAUUUGUCAUCAUCUGAAGCAACAUUUUAUAAUGUCUUAUAUAAUAGGAGGCUGCUAUUAACUACAGUGGAUAUCUUUUAUAUUGCUAGCCUCUUCCAACCCAUUAAUCAUUUGCUGUAAUUAUAAAUACAAAUAUUGCAUUAUGUAGGUGGGUGAUUCUGCGAACACUGUAUCAAAUUGUCCUCAAACAAUAUUUUUAUGCAAGAGAUGCAAGUGUAGAAAACGUGGUGGGUAUUGAGGAAUUAUUUCCAUGUGAAUUGUAUGCUCUUUUUUGUGUUAAAACUUCACUGAGCGGCAUCACGUCAUACCUUAGAAAGUUUCGUUUGGAUCACACUCACGUUUAUAUGUAAACUCGGGUUCAUAAUAACUGGUCGAGUUAUAUCAUUUGUACAGUUUUAACUCCAUUAAUGGAGUUAAAACUUUGUCAUCAGUUUUGUAUUGAAAAACUCCACUUUCCCAGUGGUGUCACGUCUUGUAAACAGAGGCUUCUAUUAUCAAGAAGAUCAACAAUACUGCUAUUGUUGAUCAUCUUUUCAGUAAAUCUUUAUAGUAUGAUACUAGUACUGAGAACAUAAGCUGUUAUAUUUAAGAGUGAUAAUUACCAUGUGAUCAAUAUAUUGAGUUUUAUAUAAAAGUCUUGUGUUCCGAGAGACGCAACUCGUGGUGUCUUUCAAGGUGAUAUUAAAAUAUUUAUUUACCUAUCAUAUAUACCCCCUCUCCUAAUGUUCUGUAUAUGUAUGUUUUGAUCUCAACCAUGUGUAUAUAUUUUAUGAAAACACUAUCGCUGGGUGCUGAAUAAAGUGUGGUACUGCAGUAUUUUCCACAAUACUCAUAGAGAUAUAAGAUUUAUGUACUUGUGCUUGCAGUUCUCGUGAGUAUAACCAGUACACGAAUGUUGUGAUGACAUGGUCUGGAGUUAGUCAGGAGUUGGCAUAAAUCACACAUCAAUCUUUAAGUAAUUUGCUGGUGCAAUCUUAAAUUACUAAGUAAAAACAGAAGUUAUUUGUGUCAUGUUGAAAUUUAGUAUUUAUAUUAAUAAAUUCACUAUAAACAUGUGCAUGUUAAUUGUAUUAUUCCUUUUAACAUUUGCUUUGGAUUGGUAAAGGAAUAGACACACAUUAUGUUUUUCAGCGAGAAAUUCUGUUGGCUAAUAAUUAUUCCAACCAAAUGCUAAUUACAUGAAGGUCCGACUUCCACACUGCUGCUUGCCUCUUCCUCCGCUCUGUUUCGCUUAGCUUACACUGCUGUUACCUAUUGAUGGCCUGCCUUAUACUGCUAUUACCUAAUUGGUGAUCUACCUUGUACUGCUGUUACCAAAUUGGUGAUCUGCUUUACAUUGCUGUCACCUAUUGGUGGUCUGCCUUCCAUUGCUGUUACUUAUUGGUGGUCUGCCUUCCAUUGCUGUUACCUAUCUUCUGUAGCAGGUCUGCCUCACACUCUUGCUAUGUAAUCCCUCUCAUAUCUGCCUUUAUCGACAAUCUGAAUGCUAUGCAUGAUUAUUAAACUAUUAUACAGCUAGAUUGCAAAUGUUGUUCCCUUUCUUUCCACUUAGAAAUUAUAAUUUGCAAAAUCCAGUGUAGGAUGUCAGGUGUCUGCAUUGUUUCCUCACACUAAGGGUGACACUCUUGCAAGGUUGUCACUCUUGCAGGGCUGUCACUCUUGCAGGGCUGUCACUCUUGCAGGAUUGUUACUUUUGCAGGGCUUUUACUCUUACAGGAAUGUCACUCUUGCUGAAUUGUCAGUCGUGCAGGGCUGUCACUCUUGCAAGGCUGUCACUCUUGCAGGGAUGUCAUUCUCAAUAGGGUGUCACUCUUGCAGGGAUGUCAUUCUCAAUAGGGUGUCACUCUUGCAGGGAUGUCAUUCUCAAUAGGGUGUCACUCUUGCAGGGAUGUCAUUCUCAACAGGGUGUCACUCUUGCAGGGAUGUCAUUCUCAAUAGGGUGUCACUCUUGCAGGGAUGUCAUUCUCAAUAGGGUGUCACUCGGUUGCGUGCCACUGGCAUUGAUAUAUCAUUUGCUGAGGUGUCACUUGGGUGCCAAUCUACUCUUGUUUAAAAAAUAAUGAAAACCUUCACUUAUCACAGUGAUAAACAGUCAGGAAUGUGUGAUCUCUAACCCGCGGGUGUUUCUCGAGGCCACCAGUCCCUCUUAGCCUGCAUAUCACGCACUAUUUGUAAAAUAAAACUAUACAAGUGUCAAGGAAUUCCUGAACACAAAGUAUGAGAUGCUUCCACAAAUUAAAGAAAAAAAAUCCUUUAAAUGGAUGAUGUCCCUAGCAACAAUCAGUUGUCAGAAAUCUCACAAUGACUACAGUAUUAGAAUACAUUUAGAGAUUUGUAGGGAAUGGACACACCUGGGCAGAUGUCACUUGGUAACACAAUAAAAUAUAUGUCAAUUCA
Messenger RNA from Procambarus clarkii (red swamp crayfish), 6278 nucleotides. RefSeq lists its product as uncharacterized. The record is from RefSeq and is a predicted model, not a curated record. Lineage: Eukaryota; Metazoa; Arthropoda; Malacostraca; Decapoda; Cambaridae.